Molecule: messenger RNA, 3819 nt
Organism: Sinocyclocheilus rhinocerous
Lineage: Eukaryota; Metazoa; Chordata; Actinopteri; Cypriniformes; Cyprinidae
Product: AP-3 complex subunit beta-1-like
Exons: 25
Coding region: 205-3372 (1055 amino acids)
Biological process (GO): vesicle-mediated transport; intracellular protein transport
Cellular component (GO): AP-3 adaptor complex; membrane coat; clathrin adaptor complex
Source: RefSeq, a predicted model, not a curated record
CAUGUGACGGUCAUGUGACUUAACUCCAGCUCACUUCCGACUCUGCGUGGAAGAGGAAAAAAGUUGCACCUCAGGAGUGAAAAAAGUUUUAUCUUUCGAUUCAUUCCGUGAAAAUCAGAAACGCAGCAUCGUUCAAGCUCGUCUGCGUUUAUCGGAGGAUUAAUAAGGUCGCGGUGCUGUAUUGAUCGGUGUGAAUCGGGGUAAAUGCUCGGGAUGUCCGCCAACAGUGUGUCGUAUAACGAGCAGGGCUCGGUGGAGUCCGGCGUGGACGCGGCGCAGGAGAACAGCAGCAUCCCCGCGAGCAUCAGCGGCGGCGGGGCCGCCUUCAGCCUCUUCAGCGCCGACUGCAAGAAGAAUGAAGAUCUGAAGGAGAUGCUGGAAAGCAACAAAGAGUCUCUGAAGCUGGAGGCAAUGAAGAGGAUUGUGGGGUUGAUUGCCAAGGGAAAGAAUGCAUCUGAACUUUUCCCAGCGGUGGUGAAGAAUGUUGCAAGCAAAAACAUUGAGCUGAAGAAGCUGGUGUAUGUGUACCUCGUCCGGUACGCAGAGGAACAGCAGGAUCUCGCCCUCCUGUCAAUCAGCACCUUUCAGCGGGCACUCAAGGAUCCCAAUCAGCUGAUCAGAGCGAGCGCUCUCAGGGUCCUGUCCAGCAUCAGAGUUCCCAUCAUCGUUCCCAUCAUGAUGCUGGCCAUCAAAGAAGCAUCCACCGACCUUUCACCUUAUGUGCGGAAAACCGCCGCUCACGCCAUUCAGAAACUCUACAGUCUGGACCCAGAUCAGAAAGAGCAUCUGAUCGAAGUGAUUGAGAAACUUCUGAAAGACAAAAGCACGCUGGUUGCUGGCAGCGUGGUAAUGGCGUUUGAGGAGGUCUGUCCGGACCGGAUCGACCUGAUCCAUAAGAACUAUCGCAAGCUGUGUAACCUGCUGGUGGACGUGGAGGAGUGGGGUCAGGUGGUCAUCAUACAUAUGCUGACCCGAUACGCCAGGACACAGUUUGUCAGCCCGUGGAGAGAGGACGCUGUGUUUGACGAGAACGGUGAGAAAACGUUUUAUGAUUCAGAGGAGGAGAGGAGAGUGGACCAGUCCAAACCGUACAUCAUGGAUCCAGACCACAGACUCCUGCUCAGAAACACUAAACCAUUGUUACAGAGCAGAAACACUGCAGUUGUGAUGGCAGUAUCUCAGCUCUACUGGCAUUUGGCUCCUAAACAUGAACUUAGCAUCAUCACCAAGUCUCUGGUGAGGCUCUUUAGGAGCCACAGGGAAGUUCAGUACAUUGUGUUGCAGAACAUCGCCACCAUGUCCAUUCAGAGGAAGGGAAUGUUUGAGCCCUUCAUGAAGAGCUUCUAUGUGAGGUCUACAGAUGCCACGCACAUCAAAACACUCAAGCUGGAGAUUUUGACUAACCUGGCUAAUGAAGCAAACAUCUCCACCAUACUGAGAGAACUCCAGACGUACGUGAAGAGUCAGGAUAAGGCGUUUGCGGCGGCCACCAUCCAGGCCAUCGGCCGUUGUGCCACUAACAUCUCUGAAGUAACUGACACCUGCCUCAACGGCCUGGUCCUGCUGCUGUCCAACAGAGACGAGACUGUUGUCGCUGAGAGCGUCGUAGUCAUCAAGAAACUUCUGCAGACUCAGCCGUCACAGCACAGUGACAUCAUCAAACACAUGGCCAAACUCUUCGACAACAUCACUGUCCCGAUGGCGAGGGCCAGCAUCCUGUGGCUGAUGGGUGAAUACUGUGAACACGUGCCUAAAAUCGCCCCCGACGUCCUGCGAAAGAUGGCCAAGACCUUCACCAGCGAGGAGGACAUUGUCAAACUCCAGACGGUCAACCUUGCUGCCAAACUCUACCUGAGCAAUUCCAAACAGACUAAACUGCUGACUCAAUACGUUUUGAACUUGGGCAAGUACGAUCAGAACUAUGACAUCAGAGACCGAACGCGGUUCAUUCGUCAGCUGAUUGUCCCAAACGAGAAGAGCGGAGUCCUGAGCAGAUACGCUCGCCGCAUCCUGAUGGCACCCAAACCGGCUCCUGUCCUGCAGUCUGCCUUCAAAGAUCGAGACCGGUUUCAGCUUGGCACGCUCUCUCAUACGCUUAAUUCCCAGGCCAAUGGAUACCUGGAGCUUUCUGAUUGGCCGGCUGUCGCUCCUGACCAAUCAGUGAGAAUUGUGGAGGUAGUAGAACCGGUGAAAGAGGCCGGAGCACCAGUGCUUGGUAAAUCCAAACCUGGCAAAUCAGCUGAGAAGUUCUACUCUGAUUCUGAGGAGGAGGAAGAGGGAAGCAGCAGUGAGGACAGCAGUAGCAGCAGCAGUGAAGAAUCAGAAAGCGAAUCUGAGAGUGAGGAGAACAGUGAUGAUUCGAAUAAGAGCAGCUCCAGCCAAUCAGAGAACAGCUCCAGGGAAUCAGACUCAGAAAAGAAGAAGAAAACUCUAAAAAACAAAAAACUACAACAGCAGAAACCGGACAGCAAAGACAGCUCACUCUCUUUUGGAACAGGACCAAUUAAUGUAUUGAUACAUAUAUGGGUUUUAAUGCUGCUGUUAUUGUUUUGUUUGACAGUCUCGCCCGCGGCGGUCCCCACACCCAAGAGCUCCAUCCUGUCUCCUAGUCUGCUGUCUGACCUGCAAGGGCUCUCCAUCUCACCCACUGCAUCGGCCUUACAGGCGAGUUUUCCCGUGUUUGUGCCGGAAACCUCCCAUGAGCUGCUCCACAGGAUGACGGGUAAAGGUUUGUCCGCCCAGUACCGCUUCACCCGGCAGCCCUGUAUCUAUGGCAACAGCAUGGUAUCCCUGCAGCUGACGCUAAGCAACAGUAGUGACCAAGCCCUGGAGAACAUCCACAUCUCUGAGAAGAGUUCCACUGGACAAAACAUCCACCGCUUUAAUGCUAUCGAGCGUUUGGAGCCGCAGGCGUCAGUAACGGUGUCCAUGGGCGUUGACUUCAAUGACUCCACGCAAGCUGCAAACUUCCAGCUGUGUACUAAAGAAGAUGAAUUCAGCGUGUCCAUCCAGCCUGCGGUAGGAGAGCUGCUGCUGCCCAUCACGAUGACUGAAGCAGACUUCACCAAAGAGCAGGGUAAACUGGUGGGCAUGAACGAGUCAUCGGCAACAAUUACCAUGACGCCAGAGAACGUCUCCAGCCAAUCAGUAAACAGAAAGGUGGUGUCUGUCGCCAACCUAGGUGUGAUUCCAUCCAGUCAGGAGAACAUACACAGGUUUGCAGGUAAGACGGUGAGUUCUGGAUGUCUGGUCCUGGUGUCGGUGGCCCUGAAGGAUCCUGACGCUGGGAUCACCAUCAACACUGAGAAAACAGUGAUGGGCUCUAUGCUCCUGCGACAGGUUAAAACCGCCCUGACCAACAGCGGCCCCUAGAAAGACCUGUUCACAUGUUCAGUCACGGACAAAUACUGUAUUCAAAUAUAGCUCGCUCUGGGUUAUAAUGACACUUGGGAGGAUUUGUAUUGUUUUGAGAAGAUGACAGACAGAUGGCUUCAUAUCUGUUCUCGUUUCAAGAGACUUUAUGCCCAAAAAUGUGCUUUGCGUAAGUCUCUGCUUUCAUUACAGGCGCGUCAAUGUUCUCUGCUAAUCUGUGAGAUUUGACCAUAUUCAGAAAGGCUUUUCAAGCUCAAUGCUGACAGUUUUUAUUUGUUGUUAUGAUUUCAUUUCGAUACAUUUCCCAGAUGACAUGAUGCCGGCUAACUAGUAUGUGCUGCUUUCUGUCUGCUCUCUGUGUGACCAAAACAUGCAAAGUUUCAAUCCUAUGUGAAGUGCCUUUCUUAAAAUGAUUGUUCCUGACAGAAGUUACAUUUGCUUAAAAUU